Molecule: messenger RNA, 402 nt
Organism: Spirodela intermedia
Lineage: Eukaryota; Viridiplantae; Streptophyta; Magnoliopsida; Alismatales; Araceae
Source: the annotation of a GenBank genome assembly
AUGGGGGAGAAGAAGGUGGUGUUGGAAGUAGUGGUGGUGGUGGUGAUGGUGGUGGGCAUGUGGGGUGGGAGGGGAUGGGCGCUGUCGUGCGGAGAUGCGGUGAGUUCGUUGGCGCCCUGCGGGGGGUACCUAACGGGAAUCGGGGAGGGGAAUCCGUCGGCACAGUGCUGCGAGAGGGUGCAGUCGCUGGGGCGGAUGGCAGCGACGGGCCCGGAGAGGAAGGCCAUCUGCGAGUGCUUCAAGCAGACGGCCCCUUCCUUUGGGGUCAAGCCUGACCGCGUUACCCACAUGCUCACCUUCUGCAAGCUUCGCCUUAACCUCCCCAUCAGCCCCAACGUCGACUGCUCACGGUAUACAUCUCUUCCCCCUGUCUCUCUCUCUCUCCAUCCUUCUAUCUUCUAA